Lucilia cuprina (Australian sheep blowfly) is the source of this 1908-nucleotide messenger RNA. It is a transcript of the gene Ctns, whose product is annotated as cystinosin homolog. Gene Ontology annotation, biological process: L-cystine transport. The transcript is spliced from 9 exons. Gene Ontology annotation, molecular function: L-cystine transmembrane transporter activity. Gene Ontology annotation, cellular component: lysosomal membrane. The coding region runs from base 302 to 1459 and encodes 385 amino acids. The record is from RefSeq and is a predicted model, not a curated record. Lineage: Eukaryota; Metazoa; Arthropoda; Insecta; Diptera; Calliphoridae.
CAGUCAUUUCGAGUACGUCAAACCGUUCGUUCGUCUAAAACUUGUAUUUCAAAUAUAACGGAACAGUUUUAAUUAACAAAUUGUUUGUGAAUUGGUUGUUCUUUUGUUUAACUGUUUUAUAAUUUGUUAAUGAAACCUUUUUAUGUGUUAUAAACAAUAUUAAAUAGAAGUUAAUUAUUUGCUUAGCAAAAAAAAAACAACAAAAAAAUAAUCUUAAUAAAUAAAAUUGUUUUAAAAAAGAUUUUAUUUAUUCUCUAAAAUACUUUUACCUGGUCAUUAUCCAUGAUAUUCAAUUUUGAGAAUGAAAAUAUCUAAUUUGACAACUCAAACAAAAUUGAGUUUUACCUUAUUGUUACUAACAAUAUUUUCACAAUCAUGGGCGCAGGCGCCUAAAGGUUUAUCUAUUUCUACACAUGAUAUCACCGUUUUAAUAAACAGUUCUGAAACUGUUUAUGUUUAUGUCAAUGAUCCUUUGGAACAGCAUGUCACCGUAAUUCUUAAACCACAACAUGACAAUCUAACAUUAAUAGAACCAACACAGUUCGAUUUUAAUGCUGAUGGUGUACAAAAUCAAAGUAUUGUAGUUACUGGUUUGAAACCGGGACAUUUAGAAGUAAUUGCCGAUAGUCAACCCGAUGAAGAGUGGAUCGUAAAAGAUGUAUUUCUUCGUAUUACUGUGGCCAAUUCUGAAGCUAUUAUUUACACUUCGUUGAUUUUUGGCUGGAUAUAUUUUGUGGCUUGGUCUGUGUCAUUUUAUCCACAAAUAUGGGUCAAUUAUCGUCGCAAAUCAGUGGUGGGCUUAAAUUUUGAUUUUGUUUUCUUGAAUUUAUUGGGUUUUACUUUGUAUUCAAUCUUCAAUUGUGGCCUUUAUUGGAUACCAGAAAUACAAGCAGAAUAUACCAAUCGUUAUCCUCGUGGUCUCAAUCCGGUUAUGUUAAAUGAUGUAGUAUUCUCAUUACAUGCCAUGUUUGCUACCAUUAUUACUAUUUAUCAAUGUUAUGCUUAUGAGCGUGGAGAACAAAGUAUUUCGAAAACAGCUGGUGGUCUUUUAACAUUAUUUAUUUUGUUUGUUAUUAUAUCUUGUGGUUUAGCAGCUGGUAAUGUUAUACAUUGGUUGGACUUUUUAUACUAUUGCAGUUAUGUAAAAUUAACUAUAACAAUUAUAAAAUAUGUUCCACAGGCUUUAAUGAACUAUCGUCGUAAAAGUACCAUUGGCUGGAGUAUUGGUAAUAUUUUAUUAGAUUUUACUGGAGGCACCUUAAGUAUGCUGCAAAUGAUACUUAACGCUUAUAAUUAUGAUGAUUGGGUAUCAAUAUUCGGUGAUCCCACCAAAUUUGGUCUGGGUCUAUUUUCGGUAUUAUUUGAUAUAUUCUUUAUGUUACAGCAUUAUGUAUUUUACAGCGACUUUUAUUGCAAUUGUGGUACUUAUAAAUUGGCAGCAAAAAUAGAAAUUUAUUAAAAACAUGCGCACAGUUACAUAAAACAUUCAAACAUUUAAGUUAGUUAAUAAAAGAACGUCAUUUAAACAUUUUCUAACAUUUUGUAAGAUUUUCUAACUUUCUAUAACUUCUUCUUGAUAUUAUUUUUUCUAUACUAUAAUCCAGUUCCAAAAACUACAAACCAAUGUCCAGAUCACAGUUUAGACAUGAUCAAAAACAAAGUCCAGACUAUUUAGCAAAGCUCUGAAAGAAUUCAUACCUAAUUCUUUAUUUGAAAUUAAGUUAUAUUUUAAAGAAUUAACAAUUCUUCAAAUUCAUUCCCUUUGGUUUAAUUCCUAGAAUUAAUUCUUAAAGAAUUAAUUCCUAUAGAAUGUUAAAUUCAUUCUGAAUGAAUUAAUUUAGUUUGCAUUCAAUCUGUUACAAAUUGAAUUCAAAUUAAUUUCAACAAUUCCUAUUGAUUUUUAAAUUA